AUGGGUCAUAAUGAGAAGGAAGGAGGGAGACAGCGUCCUGAUAGCUUGUUCCUACCCUUCAAGCAAAUGCUUACAGAUUGUGGGAUGUUAGAGUUUCCUUUCACGGGAGACAUGCUUUCAUGGGUAUGGAAGAGAGCAGGACGUGUAACUGUUCGAUGUCGUCUAGACAGAGCAGUAGGAAAUGCUGAUUGGCAUGAGAAGUUCCCACUCUCUAAUGUAAAGUACAUGAGGAUAUGGGGAUCGGACCAUCGCCCGAUUCUCGCAGACAUACUCACAAAGCCAACGAGAAGAUCAAAAAAAUUCAAAUUCGACAGAAGAUGGCUAGACAAUGAGGAACUAAGCUGCCGAAAAGCCUUGAGUGAGUGGAGGAAACAACAAAAUAUUAACUCGGCGAAGCUAGUGGAGGAGCUAAACGAGAAAGUCGAGGGUUUAUACGCAGACGAUAAUGCGACGACUGAGGAAAUUGCAGCAGCGUUGAAGGAACUCUCUGAUUCUCUUAAAGCAAAAGAAAUGUUCUGGAAACAGAAGAGUAGAGUGUUUUGGUUGAGAGAGGGAGAUAAAAAUACAAAAUUCUUCCAUGCCUUAACGAAGCAAAGGAGAGCAAGGAACAAAAUCACGCAGCUCCUGGAUGCAAAUGGUAACAUAGUUGAGGACGAGGAAGGUCUGGUAGCCAUUGCUACUAGCUAUUUUCGGCAAAUCUUUGAGUCUUCUAUUACAGAAGACAUUGAAGAGGCGUUAUCUGAAGUUCCUACGACGAUUACGGGAUCAAUGAAUGACAGCCUCACAACUCAUGUUUCCGAAUGGGAAGUCAAAUUAGCUCUCUUUUCCAUGCAUCCAGAUAAGGCGUCGGGACCAGAUGGGAUGACUGCACUUUUUUACCAGAAGUUUUGGGAUAUAGACUAUGGCCAAUGGUCUGAUACAAAUAUAUGUGUUAUCCCAAAGACAACCAAGCCUAAUGAUAUGGCUCAAUUCAGACCCAUAAGCUUGUGCAAUGUCAGCUACAAGAUCGUCUCUAAGGUCUUAUGCCAGAGACUAAAGAAAGUCUUGCCAGGAUUGAUAUCAGAAACCCAGUUAGCCUUUGUUGCUGGAAGACAGAUUUCAGAUAAUAUCAUGAUUGCUCAAGAAAUGUUUCAUGCCCUGCGAACUAAACCGAGUGGACGUAAUAAAAGGAUGGUCAUCAAAACAGAUAUGAGUAAAGUAUAUGAUAGGAUGGAAUGGUCGUUUAUUGAAGCUGUGAUGCGAAAGAUGGGCUUCUCUGAAACAUGGAUCACCUGGAUUAUGAGGUGCAUUACGUCGAGGAUUAAUGCAGCUACUAGGCAAGAGAUUAAAGAUGCACUUGGAAUACAUAAUGAUGGUGGGAUGGAAAAGUACUUGGGAAUCCCAGAGGAUAUUAGUGGCUCCAAAUGCAAACUCUUUGCAUUUCUCGAGGAUAACCUGAUGCAUAGAGUAAAUGGAUGGACAUGUAGAUGGCUCUCAAAAGGGGGAAAGGAAGUAAUGAUCAAAUUCAUUUUACUCGCUCUUCCGACAUACGUUAUGUCGACGUUUCUGCUCCCAUUGGAGAUUUGUGAAAACCUCGCUAGUGCCAUUGCACAAUUUUGGUGGAGUUCGAAUCCACCAAAACGAGGAAUACACUGGGCGAAAUGGGAAAAUGUUUGUCUACCAAAAGAAGAGGGCGUGAUUGGCUUCUGUUUAAUUCAUGAGUUUAAUCUAGCACUAUUGGCAAAGCAAUUAUGGAGAUUGGUUCAGUGCCCUGAUUCACUGGUUGCCCGAGUCUUGAGGGGCAGAUACUAUAGAAUGACCUCGCCAUUAAGAGUAAACUCUGCAAGUAGUCCAUCAUAUGUGUGGACAAGCAUUUUUGCCGCAAGGAAGCUUUUGCUUCUGGUGAUCAGACAGAAGAUUCAUUCUGGUUAUGAAGUCAAGGUCUGGGAGGAUCUGUGGAUUCCAACGACACCUGCUAGACCAGCUACACCUGUAGCGCCUGUGAUGCACCCGAAUAUGAGAGUUAGUGACCUCAUUAAUCAGGAUUCAAAGGAAUGGGACGUAGAGAUACUAGAGGAUUAUGUCCAUCCCGAUGACAUACCACUCAUACGUAGUAUGGCCAUAAGCUCUACUCAUCGCGGUGAUACUUUCUGCUGGAACUACACGAGGAAUAGCCAAUACACAGCUAAAUCUGGAUACUGGGUUGCUCAAAAUCUGUUGAAGCCAUAA
Messenger RNA from Brassica napus (rape), 2208 nucleotides. RefSeq lists its product as uncharacterized. The coding region runs from base 1 to 2208 and encodes 735 amino acids. The record is from RefSeq and is a predicted model, not a curated record. The transcript is spliced from 4 exons. NCBI's taxonomy places the organism in Eukaryota, Viridiplantae, Streptophyta, Magnoliopsida, Brassicales, Brassicaceae.